AUGACGGCGGUGAACACGUUUGUGACCAUGUGGCGGUUUCUGCUGACGCUGGGCCCCUCGGCGCUGGUCAUCCUGAUGCUGAACAAGGGCAUCAAGGAUCAGCGUCCGGAUAUUGUCGACGAGCUGCAGCGCGUGCGCACCAUAUUCAUUGAGCAGCUGCGUCCGAGCUAUGAUUUUGUCAUUGUCGGCGGCGGAUCGGCGGGCUGUGCGCUGGCGGCACGCCUCUCCGAGAAUCCGGCGUGGAGUGUGCUGCUGCUGGAGGCGGGCGGCGACGAGCCGCUGCUGAUGGAUUUGCCGCAAUUGUAUCCGGUAUUCCAGCGCAGUCCCUGGGACUGGAAGUAUCUGACAGAGCCCUCCGAUCGCUACUGCCUGGCCAUGGAGGAUCAGCAGUGCUUCUGGCCCAGGGGCAAGGUGCUGGGCGGCUGCAGCUCGAUCAAUGCGAUGAUGUACAUACGCGGCAAUCGGCGCGACUAUGAUCUUUGGGCCCAGCUGGGCAAUCCCGGCUGGGACUAUAACAAUGUUCUCCAUUAUUUCCGCAAGGCCGAGGACAUGCGCGUGCCCGGCUUCGAGGAGAGCCCCUAUCAUGGCCAUGGCGGACCCAUUAGCGUGGAACGCUAUAGAUCCCCCUCGCCGCUGCUCGAAGUCUUCAUGGAGGCAGCCGCCCAGCUGGGCAUGGUCCAUCCCGACGGCGACUUCAAUGGACGCACACAGACGGGCUUCGCCCCGCCCCACGGCACGCUGAGGGAUGGCCUCCGUUGCAGCGCCAACAAGGGCUAUAUCCGUCGCAGCUGGCAGCGACCCAAUCUGGACAUUGUGCUCAAGGCGUUCGUGGAGCGUCUGGUCAUCGAGCCGGGCAGCAAGCGCGUGCGCGGCGUUCGCUUCGAGCACGGCCUGGUGCAGCAUCUGGCGCUGGCCAACAAGGAGGUGGUGCUCGCCGCCGGCGCCUUGGCCAGUCCCCAGCUGUUGAUGGUGAGCGGCGUGGGGCCCGCCGAGCAGCUGCUGCCGCUGGGCAUCGAUCUGGUGCAGCAUCUGCCCGGUGUCGGCGGCAAUCUGCAGGAUCACAUCUCCACCUCGGGCGCCAUAUACACCUUCGACAGCCUGCAGCCGGGCACGCACAUGUCCUUCAUAGUGCCCGAGCAGCUGACCAAGGAAUCGGUGGAUGAGUUUGUCCACGACCAGAAUGGCUUCUUCUAUGCCAUGCCCGUCAGCGAGGUGAUGGGCUUUGUCAGCACCAAAUAUCAAGUGGCAUCGAUGCCGCAUGCAGACUGGCCCGAUGUCCAGCUGUUCUUGGGCAGCUAUGGCUACGGCGCCGACGGCGGCAUGAUCGGGCGACGCGGCGCCGCCAUCACGCUGGCCAACUAUGCCGACUCCUUCGAGCCCAUACAGUACCAGGAUUCGUUUGUGAUCGCACCGCUGUUGAUGCGUCCACGCUCGCGUGGCUAUCUGCAGCUGCGUUCCUCGGAUGCGCGCGUCCAUCCGCUGAUCCAUGCCAACUACUAUGAUGAUCCGCUCGACAUGGCCGUCAUGGUGGAGGGCCUCAAGAUGGCUCAUCGGCUCGCCCAGACGCCGGCCAUGCAGCGGCUGAAUGCCACGCUCAACAUUUACGAGUGGCGCAACUGUCCCGAGGUGGAGUACCUCAGCGAUGCCUUCUGGGAGUGCCUGGCCCGAUAUUAUUCGCAGACCAUUUACCAUCCGGUUGGCACCUGCAAAAUGGCGCCCGCUCAGGAUCCGUACGGUGUUGUCGAUCCACGGCUGCGCGUUCGCGGCCUGCGCAAUCUGCGGGUCAUCGAUGCCAGCAUCAUGCCCACCAUUCCCACCGGCAACACGAAUGCGCCCACCCUCAUGAUAGCCGAGCGGGGCGCGGACAUUAUCAAGGAGGACUGGCAUCAUUAUCCACACGGCGAUCUCAGUGCUGGCCUCAAUCUGUUGCCCGUGAGCAAUUGGAUUGCGGCUGCCGCCAAUGCUGAGCCGCCGGCGCCCGCCCAAUUCGUGCGCAUCGCCAUGAACAGCGGACUGUGA
Molecule: messenger RNA, 2019 nt
Organism: Drosophila novamexicana
Lineage: Eukaryota; Metazoa; Arthropoda; Insecta; Diptera; Drosophilidae
Product: glucose dehydrogenase [FAD, quinone]-like
Exons: 2
Coding region: 1-2019 (672 amino acids)
Molecular function (GO): flavin adenine dinucleotide binding; oxidoreductase activity, acting on CH-OH group of donors
Source: RefSeq, a predicted model, not a curated record